Messenger RNA from Cetraspora pellucida, 291 nucleotides. The record is from the annotation of a GenBank genome assembly. Lineage: Eukaryota; Fungi; Glomeromycota; Glomeromycetes; Diversisporales; Gigasporaceae.
AUGGAAGCAACAUUUAAUACUGAAUUAAGAGGAGCCGUUGAACAUAACUGUAGAUCUAAUAAUUAUUUCCGUUGGAUAGAAUACGAUAACUUUAGAAAUAUUGAAGAAAUAGGUAGAGGAGGGUUUUCCGUAGUGUAUAAAACAUCAUAUGAAACAUAUGGAGAAGUUGCAAUCAAGAUAAUUAAAGAUUCACAUAAAAAUAAAAAGCUUUUUUUAAACGAGUUUACUAAAAUGCACAAUGGUUUUCAACACCACAGUAGUGAUGCAAUCAGCUUGAUUAGCUUGGCUUAG